Messenger RNA from Ictalurus furcatus (blue catfish), 2156 nucleotides. RefSeq names its product bucky ball (gene buc). The coding region runs from base 1 to 1815 and encodes 604 amino acids. The record is from RefSeq and is a predicted model, not a curated record. The transcript has 3 exons. NCBI's taxonomy places the organism in Eukaryota, Metazoa, Chordata, Actinopteri, Siluriformes, Ictaluridae.
AUGGAUCCAUUUGGACAAUAUGGCUUUCCAGGGCCAGCAUUCCCGUUUGGGCGUCCUUACAUGCCUCCGUAUCAAUUUAUGCAGUACCCUGGUUACGUGGUCCCACAUGCUCCCAUGCAGCCGACUGACUACAGAAGGAUGGCCCCCCUCUUUCCUUCUGUCGCUUCCUACGACCUUCGUUUCCGUCAGCACUUUCAGCAAAUGAGCAUGCAACGUGAAACCACGUCAUCUGAAGCCCAGACGGAGCCCGGUGCUCCGGUUAGCAAACUGAAAGACUGUCUGGAAGGUCUCCAAGCAUGUGAAAAGUCUGGAGCAGUCAAGGAACCCAAUGUGAUGUUUUCCUCAACCCCUACUGUAACCUCAUUCACUCAUGACGUGGAGAAGGUGAACUAUGGAGAUAAGGAUUUAAAUAUGGGGCCCGCUUCUCAGCCUGAUGAGGCAGACCAGGAUGAUUCUGGGAAACCAGUGAUGCAUUGUGACUCUGCUGUGUAUGACGUUGAGUCGAGCCAGGGCCGACUAGAGGAGUGUGUGUUAUCGGAUGUGCUACCUCUCGACAGUUCCUCCGUUCGUGAAGAAAGCCAGAGUCGGGAACAAAAUUACAAACGAGAUGGUUUGGAGAGGCCAUGCUUUCAGAGUGAGAAAUCUGGUGCCAAUCAUGUCAGCAGUGGAAGCCAUUCAGCUGAGGUCCAGGACUCUGGAGCUCAUGUUUCUGAUUACAAUGGGACAUCUGAUCUGUGUGAGGGUAUGAUCUCCAUCCAAAGAGAGAAGGUUGAGAAUUUGCUUCUUGAAUCUGUAGAGGUUACUGAGCCUCUGUUGCAGAUGAUGGCAGACUGUGAUCUGCCUUAUCAAAUUCUCCGCCUUCCUUGCAAUAAGACUACCACUGGUCUGUUGCUUCAGAAAGAGGUCGACCCGUUGCUAUACAUGGAUACCGCAUCUGCUCUCUUGCCUUCUAAAAGAUACACUUUUGGCAGCCCGUACACCCAAAACUACUACCCACCAGGGGUUCCUGACCGGCAGAGUGUCCUCAGUCCUUCACUAGACGAGCUGUCAUCCAGGGAUGAGAUGUUCUCUACUGAUCUCGAAGAUGAUCUAACGUCUGGGCAGGUCUACGUAGAUGGUGGCAAACUGGUAGAAACCUGUGCUGUUCCCACCCACUCUGAAACCGAUGCUGCAGAUAAAGCAUGGUCUGUCUGGGCCAAAACUUGUGCCUGCUGUGGAGCAAGCCUUCCAGAUGAAGACAUCAGUCCUGCAGAGCUGUUGGAUCAAGAUUGCGAUUGUGAGUUGGAGGAAGAUACUGAGGCACCCGGUAAUGGUGACGCUCAGGGAGUAGUGUUAAGGCAGCAUCUAUCCAGGCAUAGGCAGUCACCUUGUGCUCAGGUCUCCAAACACAAAACCCGAAAGGUGCUGGAGAUUGCCGGGACAAGUGGGCAAGACCAAGACAGUGGCAGAGGAGAGUGUGGUGAGCAGCUACAUUCUGCUGCUAAAGGAGACAAGGGCCGAGGCAAAAGUCAAAAGGGUACCCAAUUCAGAUCUUACUCUGGUAAGCAAUGUUCACCAUUUAGUGGAUUAAGAUUACAAUUCCUUUUUGAAAACUUGCAAGGCCGUGAAGGGAGACCUGCAAGACGAAGGCCUUCUUGCAAGACAUUUGCUCAGCAAAGGCCAAGGAGAAAUGAAUACGAUGACCACAAUGAGGCAGAGGUUUCCUACUGCCAAAGGGGCAGGGGUAAGUGCAUAAUGGUUUUUGUGACUGUUAUAUCUUGGAAUGUCUCUGGUAGUACUGAACUCGAUGAUCUCCUUCCUUACCAGGAUCUAUGAAAAGAAGAGGCACGAGAUACUAAGCAACGAUGAGCACUGCUUUAAUACUUAAAUGUAUUACCUAAUAUAAACACUAUUGCACUAUGGAAUGCACAAAAGCAUACUAUAAAAUACACGAGCACUGGUAUUUAUGUGAAUAAUAAGGGGUAAUACUGAAAUGAACGCCUUGCUGCAGAUGACUGCAUUUCCAAUGCUCACACAACUUCACUUUGAGUGCUGUGCAUUCAUCUUAAUCCUGACUGAGGAUGAUGUUUCUCUGGACCAUGCCUUGACAUGCUUAAAUCAUUUCUGUGUACUUUCGUGACUGGAUCUGGAAGGUGUAGACCCAGCCUGUUCACUGC